AUGGCUAAUCUGCCGUCUCUUCUCCUUGGAUCUCUCAAUCCCUCAUCACGAAAAAAGGCAGAGCAGAGUCUCAAAAACCUUAGUUCUCAGCCAGAAUUUCUCUCUGCCCUUCUCCAGCUCGUGCUAGACCAGUCGCAGGAUCGCGCCGUCCGUCUUGCAGCAAGUAUCUAUCUGAAGAAUGUCAUAAAGUCAAGAUGGGAAGACGAGGAGCCACCCAUACCUGAGGCAGAAAAGGCAACGUUACGCGGUGAACUGAUUCCUGCCAUGAUCGCGCUAUCAAACGCGUCCGACAAGGCAAUGCGAGCACAAGUUGCAGAGUCUAUCUCAUUGAUUGCGAGUACCGACUUCCCCGAGCGGUGGACGGACCUGGUCGAUAAACUCGUAUAUUCUCUUUCUGAAACCAAUUAUGACGUGAAUAUUGGCGUUCUGGAGACCGCCCAUUCAAUAUUUCGACCAUGGCGCGCCGCAACGCGAUCCGAUGCUUUGUUCACGGUCAUCAACUAUGUCCUCUCUCGCUUUACUCGACCGUUCCUCCAACUCUUCCUGCAUUCAACCUCUCUUCUCUUCGCAAAUCCCCCACCUGCCAACCUCGCGCAGAUCGCGCAAGCAGAGGUGCUCCUGGCCGAUAUCUAUUAUGAUCUCACCUGCCAGGACCUGCCUCCGGACAUUGAGGAUUCACAUGUGCAAUUUUUUGGGCCCGAUAGCGGUCUAUUUGUUCAGCUUUUAGCUUGGGAACGUCCAGAGUUGCAGCAUGAUGCAGAAGACACAACGCCAUCGCUCCCAUCGCAGAUCAAGACGGGUAUUCUUGAAAUUGCUGAGCUUUACGUAAAAUUGUAUCCCGAGGUGCUGCAGAGCUCCGCGUCAGUACCAGCAAUUGUUCGACAGGUGUGGGAUUUAGUUGGGGGUGGCAAGCGGACCAGUGUUGCUGAUGAUGGACUCGUCUCGCAAUCACUGCGCUUUGUCUCGACUGCUAUUCGUACUGGGCACUACAAAGACUUGUUUGGCUCAAAAGAGAUCAUCUCCAACUUAGUUCAGGGCAUUGUUGUCCCAAAUGUUGGCUUACGAGAGCACGAAAUCGAGCAGUUCGAGGACGACCCAUUGGAAUAUAUCCGACUCGACUUGGCUGUCCCGUCGCUCGGCGGGGCUGGUGUCAGCACUGACGCGAUCACAAGGCGACAGGCUGCGGCCGAAGUUCUUCGAGCGUUGGUGUCGUCCGGAUUUGAAAGCGAGACUACCGAAGUUGCCGGUGCGUGGAUAGGGCAAGGCCUACAGGAAUACAACGCAAAUAAGGCCGACAACUGGCGUGCCAAGGAUUCAGCCAUAUAUCUGAUGACCGCUGUUGCGACACGUGGCAGUACGACACAACAUGGGGUGACGUCAAUAAAUGCUCUUGUCGACGUUGUCCAGUUCUUCUCGGAUCACGUAUUCCAGGACCUUCAGGCCGAUGCGGAUAGUGUCCAUCCUAUCCUCCAGGUGGAUGCAAUCCGAUUCCUUCACACAUUCCGAAACCAGCUUGUCAAGCCGCAACUUCUCUCCGUUCUGCCGCUUCUCGUGCGUCAUCUUGGCUCAGCCAACUACGUCUGUUAUACCUAUGCUGCGAUCAGUAUCGAACGAAUACUGUUCAUUAAACAAGGGAAUCAACUGCUGUUCACUCAGGCUGAUGUUCAUGAGAUUGCGCCUCCUUUGUUGGAUGCGUUGCUGACGAAGAUCGAGUCUGCGGGUACUCCCGAAAAGAUCGCCGAGAAUGACUAUCUGAUGAAAUGUGUUAUGCGCGUCAUCAUCACUGCUCGUUCAACAUUGGCAGCAGGAUAUGAGCGGACCCUUCAACGACUAGUCGCGAUUUUGGGUGUCAUCUCAAAGAAUCCUAGCAACCCUCUCUUCGAUCAGUACAUCUUCGAGACUCUAUCAGCCUUCAUGAGGUUUGUCGUUGGUGCCAAUUCCAGCACGCUGGCUACAUUCGAACAAGCUCUCUUUGGCCCAUUCACGAUCAUCCUUCAGCAAGAUAUUGACCAAUACAUUCCUUAUGUUUUCCAGGUUCUCGCUCAAAUGCUUGAGUUGCAUACUACGGACGUACCUGCGGAGUACCGAAGCCUCCUUCCGUUCCUCCUCACUCCUGCUGGUUGGCAACAAAAGGGCAGUAUUCCCGGAUUGGUCAAAUUGCUUAAGGCUUUCCUUGCCCGGGAUGCACAGCAGCUGGUUGCCACUGGCCAGUAUUCAGCCAUCCUGGCGGUCAUACAGCAGCGAUUGGUCCCGUCGAAACUCAAUGAUGCGUGGGGUUUCGAGCUACUGCAGUCUGUCGUCCAAUACAUUCCACCAUCCGAAUUACGACAAUACUUCCGUGCGAUCAUGGUUACUCUUCUGACUCGGAUGCAGACCAGCAAAACGGAUAAAUAUGUCUACCUUUUCGUCUACUUCAUUACAUUCAUGAUGGCCAUCAACGUUGAUGGACUAAACCCUGAUUACGUCAUAAGUGCUGUAGAAGAGAUCCAGCCACAACUGUGGUCUCAGAUUACUGUCAACUUCGUUGUCCCACAGGUUCCCAAACUGCUUCCGAAGGACCGCAAAGUGGCUGCCGUCGGCCUUACCCGGCUACUGACGCAGAGUACCCUUAUGCUUCAAGAGCCGUCGGUGCAAGCAUGGCCGGCAACCUUCGCCGUUCUCGCGAAGCUGUUCCAGGAACCCCAGCACCUAACGAAAAAAGAUGGGCAAGACGAUCCGGAUGCGGGACUCACCGCCAUUGAUUUCGAAGAGCAAAAUGCGGGCUACCAGGCAGCGUAUUCGCGCUUAGCAGCGUCAGAAACGGUCGCUGUUGACCCAGCAGCCUACGUACGCGAUCCUCGUGAAUUACUCGGACGGGAGCUGGUCAACCUUUCGCAAAAAGGUGCACCACUCAAAACGCUCGUGGGUGCGGCAGAUCCCACUGUGGUAGCACCGCUAAUGCAGUCAUUGGCGGCUGCUGGGUACACGGUGUAG
Messenger RNA from Fibroporia radiculosa, 2973 nucleotides. RefSeq lists its product as uncharacterized. Gene Ontology annotation, molecular function: nuclear export signal receptor activity; small GTPase binding. Gene Ontology annotation, cellular component: cytosol; nuclear envelope. The transcript has 16 exons. The record is from RefSeq and is a predicted model, not a curated record. Gene Ontology annotation, biological process: protein import into nucleus; protein export from nucleus. NCBI's taxonomy places the organism in Eukaryota, Fungi, Basidiomycota, Agaricomycetes, Polyporales, Fibroporiaceae. Bases 1 to 2973 code for a protein of 990 amino acids.